Messenger RNA from Temnothorax curvispinosus, 4383 nucleotides. RefSeq lists its product as uncharacterized. Bases 3243 to 4325 code for a protein of 360 amino acids. The transcript is spliced from 5 exons. The record is from RefSeq and is a predicted model, not a curated record. NCBI's taxonomy places the organism in Eukaryota, Metazoa, Arthropoda, Insecta, Hymenoptera, Formicidae.
CUCCCUCUCUCUCUCUCUCUCUCUCUCUUCAAGUAAAAAGUACCUACACAAAACGUAAAUCCACUAAUAAGACUGAAAUUCAUCGGUUCUUUACAUAUCAGGUUGACGCGUAUUAAUUUAAUCGAAUCGAAUUGUAUAAUAUAAUUGAAGCGUCAAAAUAGAUAGAGAUUUCGAGAGAUUUUUUGUCAUGAAGAGAUUUCAUAUCCGGAUAGCCAAAGUCAAUGUAUUUUACAAGUUAUAAUGGCCAAUAGAGUCGAUUAAUAUUUCUACUUGUUAUUAUUUGAUUGGCGAAGAAAAUGUAAUUUACUCGGUAUUUUAAAAGUGUCUGCUACAAAUUUUAUCGAUAGAAUGUUAGUAGAAAUAUAACAAAAUCUUAAUAAAUUAAUAAAAAAUAUUGACAGAUUGGUUGUAGAAACUGAAUAGAAACUGAAGUUUCGUAACCAUUUAAAUGGUGUAUUUUAUUUAAAUGUUUAAGAAAUGACAAGAUUUAUUUGGUUUCUGCCGACAAUUUAAUUGCUAUCAGAUUAUAUACCGGCAGGUUUUGUCGGUAAAACACGGGUUUAAUACGGACACAGAUAUGAUACCAGAUCAGUUCUUCUGUAAUUGCAAUAUCAGAUUUUGGUAUAAACUGUAUAAAGUUCAUAAGGAUCACGCACUUUAGUUCAAUUAUCGGCCACUUGGUGUCUAUCGCCUUUUAUCUUUGCGAUUGUUAAGUUAAUUACAACAAUUACAUUACACUUAGGUAUAUUAGAAUUUUUAAUAAUCUUGUAAAAAUCUUGCAAAAUAAUUGCAUAACUUAAAUUCUUCAAUGUUAAUUAAAAUUUAUUAUUAAGUUUAAUUUCACUAUUAGCUCUAUUUCGGAAAAAUUCAUAAUGCAUCGUUCUCGAUAGCGAUUGUUUUUAUUAUGAUUCUUAUAUAAGGAUAGGACAUAGAUGGAUACUUCGAAUCUUAGGCAGUGUUCAUAAUUCGAUCUUGUAUGUACUUAAGAUCGUUCUUAUAGCUCGAAAUGCUGUAAGGGUCAUUUCAUUUGCAAGGGGGGGGGGGGGCUACGUCCAUGGAGUCUUAAGACUGCACAGACAUCCGGAAGGUCUUGAAUACACGAUCGGGCUGUGAAUAUAAUUGGUUCUGAAGAUCUCCUUGUCUGAUACUGGUCAGGAAAGCACUUUAUCUUUACCUACUUCCAUAUAAUGAAUGUUCCUCUAUAAUAUUAAUGACUACGAGUUACCAUUCAUUAAUUGUUGCGCUUGAUUAAGUGAUCUCGCCGAUCUUGCCUGGUUUGGUUCUGUACUUGGACCAUAACCAACAUACUUGCUCAACAAUUAUUGCUGUGAAUUAGGAAACUGUUUGCUUAUUCGAAUUCGAGCUAUUUAGCGCUUCGAAUGUUUCGAAGAGUUCGAUUAAUCAAUGAGAUCCAGAAACCUUCGAAACACUUAUUCCGCCAAAUAAACAGUAAAUAAACGUGUCAGUUUGGAUUUUUAAAUAAGAGCACAGAUUGACACCUUGAAUUUCAAUUUAAAAAAGUUGAUCAGCCUUAACACUCCAGUACAUACGAUCUUGUCACCGUUGCGAUUGAUUUCAAUAUUGGUUGAACCGAUUAUGUAUCGAUCACAAUUGGACAGAGAUAUUGUGAGAGAGAAAAUCGAUCACAAUUCUACUGUUGACAUCGAGCAAUUGUGCAUUGAUCUCAAUUGUAUUUGAUCUUGAUUGUGCUCAAUCACAAUGCUGCUUGAUCUACUUAUUUGAACUUCACCACCGCUUUGAGCAGCAAUUCAAUAUACAUUAAGGGGAUGCUGUAGUGACAGUAAUUAUGACCGCCAUACUGCCACUACAGCAUUUCCGUAAUUGCAAAUUGAAUGAAUAAACAGUUUCCUUGUUCCAGUUAAACAUAGUCCUUCCAUAUCUAGUCCUAAAUAUAGUCAAAUUAAUUUAGGUUUAGGAUUAACGGCGUCGGGAGAUGGUUAGAUUUAGGUGCUUCAGGUAUAUUGUACUCACUGAACCAUAGUAACGUUGACUAUUUUUUUUACAAAAACUAUUUUUAAUUUUUUAACAUUAGGUAUAAUAAAUAGGAAACAUUCUAAUCAUUAAAUUCGUGUUUGGCCGAUAUGUAGAGCCUGCCGAUAUAAUCUGACAGCAGAUUGUUGGCAGAAACCGAGCAAAAUCUGUUCAUUAUUUAAACAUUUAAAUGAAAUACAGCAUUAAAAAUUUAAAUGGUAGAUUUUGUUCACUUUCUACGAUCAAGCUGCCAUUAUAUUCUUUUAGCGAAAUCUGUUUAUUUCUGCUAGCAUUCUAUCGACAACAUUUGCGGAUAUUUUCAAAAUCUAUUCUUGACAGAUUUGGCUAUGUAGAAAUAAUUAUGUUUAUGAAAUGAUAAAUUCUGUUCAAUUUUUGCCGACAGUCUGCUGUCAGAUUACGACGGGCACACUCUUCCAGCACAAGACACGAGUUUAAUGCAGACAGAGAUGAUACCGGAUCUGUCUUGCGAUAUCUGAACAAAUAUUUGCUAUCAGCCUGUAGUAAUUAUAUUGCAGGCAGUUUGUUUAUUACUGGGAUAGUGUCGUUUGUUAAGUUUUAAUCGCUGAUUAAGAGGGAGGGUGCAAUUGUGAAAUUAUUUUACAAAACUGCUCAUAUUUCUUUUUUUCAUUAUUAAAUCAACAUAUUCGAAUCAUUGAAUCAUUCCUCAUUCUUUUUCUUGUCAUUAAGUCAAUGUAUUCAAAUCAUUAAACAAAUUUUUUUCUUCAUAUGAUUGACUACAAUUUCGAUUUACGUGAAAAAAUUCUAUGAUCGUAUUUAAAAAAAUAUAAUAAUACGGUUGUAUAUGUAUAUCUUGCAGAUACAUCGACUUGUAUGUCUGUAAAAAAAAAUAUUGCAGGAUCUUAUCAAAAAUCUCUAUCAUUUUUUCUUAUAUAUAAAAGAGAACUAAACCCGUCUCGGUCGUUAACACAAGUAUAAUCAUUUUUUAUCUCGACCAAAGUCAACAUAAAUUCCAACAAAAGCACCUUAAUAAUUUCUAUAAUUUAAAACAAUUAAGAAAUUUGAAAUUCCUCAUUCUCCGAGUUGGUUAUUCCUAUAUAAUUAAAAUAAAAUCACCCCGCUUAGAAUACUUCGCGUGCUCGCGCGCGAAACUGCCGUCGCCGACGAAGGUUUCCGUUUCCCGGACGACGGAAGGCACCGCGGGAACACAACAAUCGGCCGAGCCGACCGACCCGCCGUGGACCGUGGACGACGCCUUUGUAUUGCCGAGGAUGUCGUUCGUCGAACAGCCGUCGCUCGGGCGAGAGAUCGCGGUACCGGCCAGGCUGCCGAUGAUCCUGAAGCAGUUCUGCAAGGCCGCCAUCCGCACGCAGCCUUACGACCUGCUCAAGUGGUCCGGCUCGUACUUCCGCGCGCUGGCCGACGGCGAAGAGCCGCCGGUCAAGCCGCGGCUCGAGUACCCGUCGUCGAGCACGGCCUCCGGUUUGACUGUGGGCUUCCUCAGGGUACUGCUGCGGCAGUUUGGAAAUUACAACAAGACGCUGCCGGUCGAAACGAUCUCGCGUCGCUGGGACUGCCUCUGCCUGGACCGUAGGGACCUCGACACGAUCCUCGCGAUUGGAAGAUUUCGUCGCACCUGCCAGGUGAAGAAGUUCCUCGCUAUAGCGGUGGGCCUGCUCGGCGCCAGUCUCACCGAGACGAUGAUCACGGUCUGCCAAUUAUUCAGUCACGAGCCGGACGGCGGAUCCGCGAUGAUCCCUCUCACCUUGUUUAUGGAGAUAUACGAGUAUUUAGCGGGACUCGCGUGCGACGGCAACGAGAAAGACACGGUUGAUCAAAAUACAACGGAGCGUACCGCGUGUAAGGAUGAGAGCUCCGUCGAUCGUACCUGCUCUAUAAACAGCCAAGACACCGACGUGGACAUUAAUUCGGAAUUGAUAUCCAAGGACGAGGUCGAUCUGUCAAAGACCGAUUUGUCGGAGCUGAUAGAUAAUAGUUCACUCGAAAAGGAAGCUACUAAUUAUGAAGAAAAGAGGGAUGAAUCUUCGACUAGUCCAAAAGGCAACGCCUUGACAGGCAAAGAUCGCGCGGAUUACAAUGUAACGAUCGGUAGGAAAUUCUGCGGAGUGAAAGAUGCCAAUGACGAAAGUCUAUCUUCUGAAAUAGAGAAGGCUACGAAAGUUACGUGUUAUCCGAAUGUGCCAGGUAUAGGACCUCGUAUACCAGCCGAGCGAGUUGCGAGCGUAACAGCGUGGAUGCUCGAGUGCGCGAGGCUGCAGGAGGGUAUGGUCGGACCGCGAAAUAUUCGACAUACGAGCUGCCCGCUUUUGCACGAACGAUCGACGUCAAAGUGAUAAUGCCUCGUUAUUUCGUAAUAAUAAAUACGGAGAAUGCCAUCAUGCAACGUGUACU